CCGCGGCGUCGACUGAUGCGCCGGCCUGUCGCACGUGCCCUCUCCGUAACGUCAAGUGUCCGACCUCUGUAACCGACCGUUUAUGACAUUCGACAACCCCGCCCUGGUGCAUUUUCUCGAGUUGCAUUUCUAUCAGUGCCAGGAGUGCGUCGUCCGCAAACUUUCCGUUCCGGCGGCGGUGGCUCCCCCCGCGUUUAUUUAUGUUGUCGUUUUGGUGUGGUGAAUAUUUGUGUUUGUACGGACGAUAACCGUAUUAUCUGUGCGAUCGGAGUCGAGUGGAUAUUUUUAACGAGCGACGCCUUUUUCGCGAAGGUUGAGACUUGAGUGUCGAGCGGCGUGUGCGUCUGCCCCGCGAAUGCGGCGCGCGCGCGUGCGAGCGAUGCGCUGCUAGAGCCGGCGAGGAUGGUGGGAGUAGGCGUGGCGGAGGGGGGCGGCGGCGGCCCCGACGGCUACUACGGCGAGUACUACCCCCCCGAGACGUACUUCGUGCCGCAGGACCUGUGCCCGCACCCCCAGCAGCAUCCGCAGCACGCUCAUAUGUGCACCGUGCACGCUGAAUACGGCGGUAUGCCGGUGGUGCCCUCAACGCCGAUGAUGCCGCAGCUGAUGCCGCAGGUGAUGGACGAGAGCAUGCGGCACUUCUUGGUGGCGCACCCGCACGCGCAACCGCACCCGCACCACGCGCCGCACCACCAGCCGCACCAUCAACCGCCGCACCACCAACCCCCGCCGCAUCAUCAACCGCCACACCAUUAUGGUCCAACUAAUGGUGCGGGAGGACCGCAACAUUUCUAUGGGGCCGGAUAUCCCUCGCACUACCACCAUGUGCCACCCCAUCACAUGCAGCAUUCCCCACCUCCACCUGUCUACCAGAAGGACGAACGGACUCAACGACAGUACUCAAAGCUCAAACAAAAGUUGGAGCGCAAACAAACUAAUAGGAAUAAUGGUAUAGAAGUAAAUUCGGGUGCGAGCACACCAUCGCUGUCGCCGCGUAAGGAGCUGAACGGUCGCGGCGGCGGCAGCGGGGGCGCGUCGUCGGGCGCCUGGUCGGAGGGCGAGGGCUCGUCGGCGGGCGCCAGCGUUCAGGGCGACGACGACAACGACACGCAGGCGGUGCUCGACCUGCUGUCUGCGACGCGGACGCCUCAAGUUAGCGACAUUACUUCAACCAGCGCAUUAGUACAAUGGAACUCUCCGUUGCCGGAGGGCGUCACCCUUCCUAACGUAGACUUAACCUACGACUUGCUGCUCGGCGAUAGAGACGUGAAACGGUACAAAGCUAUCUACAGCGGACCUUCACUAUCAUGUCGAGUCACCGACCUCAGGCCCGGCUGCGAGUACUCCGUGUGCCUGCAGAUCCGAGCGGGCGAGCUCACGGGCGCGGCCAGCGAGGCCGCCACCUUCCGCGCGCCCGCCGCGCCGCCCGAGCGCAUGGCCGCGCCGCGCGUCACCGCCCGCGCGCGCACCACGCUGCAGCUGCGCUGGACCCCGCCCGCCGACAACGGCGCGCGCCUCACGCACUACCUGCUGCACGUGGACGCCGGCGCCGGCUACGCCGAGCUCGCCCGCCCGCGCGCGCGCCAGCACUCCGCCGGCAACCUGCGCCCGCAGACGCAGUACCGCUUCCGCAUCGCCGCCGUCAACGACGUCGGCGCCGGCGACUGGAGCGACGACGCCGUCGCCUGGACCGCCGGCUCGCCGCCGCCCGCGCCCGCCCCGCCCGCGCUGCGCGCCGCCGCCGCCGACUCGCUCGCGCUCGCCUGGGAGCGCCGCGCCGACGAGGAGUUCACGCUGCAGAUGGACGACGCGGCGCGCGGCCACGGCUUCCUGCCCGUCUACAGCGGGCCCGAGCGCGCGCACGUGUGCGCCGGCCUGCGCCGCGCCACCGACUACCGCUUCCGCCUGCGCUGCGAGACCGCCGACGGCCAGGGGCCCUGGUCCGGCGAGGUCGCCUACCGCACGCUGCCCGAGCGGCCCGGCCCGCCCGGCCGGCCCUCGGCGCGCGGCAAGAUCCACUCGCGCGCCUUCCGCCUGCGCUGGGACCCGCCCGCCGACGACGGCGGCGCGCCCGUCGCCAGCUACACGCUCGAGCUGGACGCCGGCGAGGGCUACCGCGCCGCCUACCAGGGGCCCGAGCGCGAGGCGCACUGCGAGCGCCUGCAGCCCGGCACGCCCUACCGCGCGCGCGUGCGCUGCGCCAACGAGGCCGGCGACAGCGACUGGUCCGCGCCCGAGACCGUCACCACCGAGGCGACCGGCCCCGGCGCGUGCUCGGCGCCGGAGCCGGCGGCGCCGCCCCGCGCCACGCUGGUCGCGCUGCGCUGGCGCGCCCCUGAGUGCGUCGGCGGCGCGCCCGUCGUCGAGUACCGCGUGGAGGUGGCCGACGGCGACGGCUCCGUGAGGGUGGCGCACGCCGGGCUCGCGCUCGAGUGCGUCGUGCGCGAGCUCAGCCCCGGCCAGCCCUACCGCGUGUGGGUCACGGCCUGCAACCGCGUCGGCGCCGGCCCGCCCUCGCCCGUGUUCGCCUUCACGACCGCGCCCGCGCCGCCGGACGCGCCCGAGACCCCCACCGUCACCGUCGAGACGCCGCGCUCGGCGCGCGUCGAGUGGAUCGCGCCGCGCAACAACGGCGCGCCCGUGCUCGACUACCGGCUCGAGAUGAGCGCCUCCAACGCGGACGACGCGUUCGCCGAGGUGUACCGCGGGCUCGAGACCACCUGCGUCGUUUCCAAGCUGACGCCGUUCUCGCCGUACUUCUUCCGGGUGUCGGCGACCAACUCGGCGGGUCGCGGCGCGCGCUCCGGGGUGCGCGACGUGCUGAUGCCGCGCGCGCCGCCCGGCGCGCCGACGGGGCUGCGGCACGAGGCCACGGCGGACUCGCUGCGGCUGAGCUGGCGCGCGCCGGCGGCGCACGGGGCCGACGUCCUGCGCUACCGCGUGGAGGUGGGCGACGCGGCGUUCGACACGGAGGACGCGGCGCCGGAGCGGCUGGUGGAGGGGCUGCGGCCGGACACGGCGUACCGCGUGCGCGUGGCGGCGCUGAGCGAGCUGGGCGCGGGCGAGUGGUCGGAGGAGGCGCGCGCGAGCACGCGGCCGCCGCCGCCCGCGCCGCCGCGCCUCGGGGCCGCGCAGGUGGCGCACAACUUCCUGCGGCUGGAGUGGGAGGGCGCCGGCGAGGGCGCGCAGUACUGCGUGGAGAUGCGCGGCGCGGACGGGCGCGAGUUCCGCGCCGUGUACCGCGGCUCGGCGCGCUCGUGCAAGGUGAAGAAGCUGCGCGAGGCGAGCGCGUACGCGUUCCGCAUCCGCGCCAGCGACGAGCGCGGCGGGCGCGGCGCGUGGGGCCCGGCGCUGGCGCUGCGCACGGCCGCCGCGCCGCCGCCGCCG
Molecule: messenger RNA, 3387 nt
Organism: Ostrinia nubilalis (European corn borer)
Lineage: Eukaryota; Metazoa; Arthropoda; Insecta; Lepidoptera; Crambidae
Gene: mtgo
Product: fibronectin type-III domain-containing protein 3a
Exons: 7
Molecular function (GO): protein binding
Source: RefSeq, a predicted model, not a curated record